UUAGGAUUUUUAGAUCCAAACAACCGCCGGUGAUUUGGACUCCCAAAACCCCACACCGUUGGAUCACAAAACCGACUUAAACCCUUUCUUAACCUCUCCGGAGUAAAUCUCCCACAGAAAAUCGAUCGGCUUUCUGCUUUCUGCUUCUGCUUUUGCUUUCAGUCGCUCCACCAUGAGAAGGGCUUCCACUCUCGCCUCACUCCCCCUCCUCUCCCGAUCCCUUUCCACCGCCCACGGCGGCGGCGCCGUAACUUCAGCCCCCACCACCUACGGUCUUCUCCAGGUUGCUCUGUACGGGACCACCUCCACCGGUUCUCAGGCUCCUCGUCGAUGGCUCGAUUCUUUUUCCGGAGGUUCGGGUCGGAAGCUGGCAAUCGGCGUCGCCGGAACUCUGGCUUCGGUCGCGGUCGCCACGUCGCUCGCUCCGGAGGUCUAUGCCAAAGAGCCGCCUCCGGCUGCGCUUGUUCCGAAGGAAGUUGUGCUUUACCAGUACGAAGCCUGCCCUUUCUGCAACAAAGUUAAAGCAUUCUUGGAUUACCACGAUAUACCCUACAAAGUUGUGGAGGUCAACCCACUUAGUAAGAAAGAGAUUAAAUGGUCUGAUUAUAAGAAGGUUCCUAUACUAAUGGUGGACGGAGAGCAGCUGGUAGAUUCAUCAGCUAUAAUUGAUCAGUUGAAUAGCAAAAUUGUUCCUGAGAGAGCAGCCGCUUCUUCCUCAGAUGACGAUGAAGAGAAAAAGUGGCGCCAGUGGGUUGAUAAUCACUUGGUGCAUAUGUUGUCACCAAACAUAUACCGAAAUACAUCGGAGGCCCUUGAGUCCUUUGACUAUAUCACAAGCAAUGGUAAUUUUAGCUACACAGAAAAAAUUUCAGUGAAGUAUGCUGGUGCUGCAGCUAUGUACUUUGUGUCAAAGAAACUAAAGAAGAAAUAUAAUAUUACUGAUGAGCGUGCAUCCCUGUAUGAAGCAGCAGAAACAUGGGUUGAUGCUCUUAACGGGCGGGACUUCCUUGGGGGCUCCAAACCGAAUUUGGCAGACCUUGCUGUUUUUGGGGUGCUAAGACCAAUCCGUUAUUUGAGGUCGGGUAAAGAUAUGGUGGAGCACACACGCAUCGGUGAAUGGUACUCAAGAAUGGAGCGUGCCGUGGGAGAGCGUGCAAGGAUUAAGGAGUAAAUUGGACAUCCCGACGAGUUUGUAGCUGGGUUCUAUACUUCAUUUUUGAGUUUGCCGUAUCUGUCACCAAACUUGAUCAAAUACUAAGAAGAAAGAUUUCUCAGGAGACACUCGGAAGUUAUAAAUUGUCUGAAUACAAGCAACGUUUUGCGAUUAUUCGAUUGUUUGGAAAACGGAAAUUGUUUAUCGUUACAUUAGAUGUGAUUGUUUAGCAGUACAAGGAAUAAGAAAACCAGAGUGUCGAGUUUUACCAAGGGAUGUGGACCUUGUUUUAAAUUAGUUUCAAUCCAAUUGAUAUUUACUGACUA
This is a messenger RNA of Malus domestica (apple), 1479 nucleotides long. RefSeq lists its product as uncharacterized. Gene Ontology annotation, molecular function: prostaglandin-E synthase activity. The record is from RefSeq and is a predicted model, not a curated record. Gene Ontology annotation, cellular component: mitochondrion. NCBI's taxonomy places the organism in Eukaryota, Viridiplantae, Streptophyta, Magnoliopsida, Rosales, Rosaceae.